Messenger RNA from Plasmopara halstedii, 168 nucleotides. RefSeq lists its product as uncharacterized. The transcript is spliced from 2 exons. The coding region runs from base 1 to 168 and encodes 55 amino acids. The record is from RefSeq and is a predicted model, not a curated record. NCBI's taxonomy places the organism in Eukaryota, Oomycota, Peronosporomycetes, Peronosporales, Peronosporaceae.
AUGUGUCAUCAUAUACGCGACAACAACUUGCCCAGCGAACAGGGGCCGUUUAGAUACGCUUGCAACAAAGUCGUCAUAAUUAGCUUAAGCAACUUAAGUAAAGAACUGGAUCGGGGGAGUGACAAUGAGGUAGACUACAGAGCUCGAUUGAGUCUUCGACGUCAAUAG